AUGAAUUCAUGUGAUGAGUUUGAACAAGACAGUAAUGGCAGUGGCUCAGUGGCAGUGAAAGAAAAGAAAGCGAGAGUUUUCAUUGGGAAGAUAGGUGCGCCGCCGGAGGUGGUGGCGAAGCUGGAGGAGGCGUGUGCGUCUGCGGCGGCGAUGGGCGGCCGGCACGGAACAAGCAGCGUCGGGGAAGACCCGUCGCUCGACCAGUUCAUGGAAGCUUACUGUGAGAUGCUGAUAAAAUACGAGCAAGAGCUCUCUAAGCCCUUUAAGGAAGCCAUGGUUUUUCUCUCGAGGAUCGAAAGCCAGUUUAAGGCCCUUACACUCUCACCCUCUUCUGCUUCUGUUUGUGCAGAAGCAAUGGAAAAAAACGGCUCGUCUGAGGAAGAACUUGACGUGAACAACAAUUUCAUUGACCCUCAGGCCGAAGACCGUGAGCUCAAAGGUCAGCUUUUACGAAAAUACAGUGGAUACUUAGGAAGUCUCAAGCAGGAGUUUAUGAAGAAAAGGAAGAAAGGUAAGCUGCCAAAGGAGGCUCGGCAGCAAUUGCUCGACUGGUGGAGCCGGCAUUACAAGUGGCCAUACCCCUCUGAGUCCCAGAAGCUGGCACUGGCUGAGUCAACCGGGCUCGACCAGAAGCAAAUAAACAAUUGGUUCAUUAACCAGAGAAAACGGCACUGGAAGCCUUCGGAGGACAUGCAAUUUGUUGUAAUGGAUGCCGCGCACCAGCAUUAUUACAUGGACAAUGUUUUGGGGAACCCUUUUCCGAUGGAUAUCUCGCCCGCGCUUCUUUGA
Molecule: messenger RNA, 789 nt
Organism: Striga hermonthica
Lineage: Eukaryota; Viridiplantae; Streptophyta; Magnoliopsida; Lamiales; Orobanchaceae
Source: the annotation of a GenBank genome assembly